UUCUUAGGGCACCUUUAAUUACCCGAAAGACCUCAAGUGCACAUUUGAAGCAUUUCAGAAAAUUCUCAUGGAACUGGUUUCAGCCAAGCUGUCACCAAAAGUCCAAACACUUAAGAUUAAGAUGCUUCAGUAACACAUAUACUCCCCAAGUAGGGUUUGACUUAAAGUCUGGGGGGGAAAUCAACAUGUUUUCUGUGUAUCUGCUGAGUGCCAGGUGAACAUGGAGUUGGCAUGGAGAAGUGGAUUGAAACCACAUCAAUGCAUACACCUUUAAUAUUAACUUACUGCACAUCCUAUGUCUCCUCACCUGUACUUAGUGAGGAAAAAUUUAAUGAGAUGGAGAACAGCCAGUGGUUUGGUGAGGAUAAAAGAAGGUCUGCCUCAAUCCGCAAAAUCUUGCGAAUGCCAACCAUAUACCUCUACAUGUCUGUUUUUGAGCAGACUGUUUCAUAUUAGUCAAUUAGGAAGAGUCAUGGUGUCAUAUGACACAAAAAGAAUGUGUUACUGCUAGGGAUGUAACGAUGCACUCCGAGUCGGUUGAAAAUCGAUAAUAAUAUGUGACGAUUCGUGUCGGUUGAGAUGUUAAACGAAUCGCGAUACACGUUUUAAACAGCAGGGGGCGCUGAAGCAGUAGCCUAUAUUUUGACCUCGCUUUGCAGGCGCGAUAGCAGCGAACAAGCUGUAACUUUAAACAGUAGCAAAAAUGGCGGCGGCAAGUGUAGAUGACGUUGAUGUUGAGGAUGCACCAACCUCAUUCAAAUCGGAUGUGUGGCGGCAUUUUGGCUUUCCGAAGAUUAAAAAUGAAAGCGGUGAGGUGGUAACGGACAAAACAAAAACUGUGUGCAGAUACUGCAAGAAGAUGUUAAUAUACACCAAUAACACAACAAACAUGACGCAGCAUACAAACCGUCACCACCGUGAGAAGCUCCUGUCACCGCCGUCUGCACGUAAAAACCUGUUAGUGGGCCAAACCACACUGACCGGCGGAUUUGCAGCCCCACUCGCGGCGACGAGUGCGAGAGCCAAGGAGAUCACAAGGUGUAUCGGCGUUUUCAUGGCAAAAGAUAUGAGGCCGUUUUCUGUCGUAGAAAAUGAAGGAUUUAGGCUACUCGUCAACAAAUUGGAGCCCAAAUACACCAUCCCAUCACGCCCCCACUUUAGCCAGACUGUCAUGCCAGCGCUUUACAGGGAAACAAAAUCUAAGGUAACUGAGACCCUCAGAAAAGCAUAUAGUGUAUCAAUUACAACCGACGGCUGGACCUCCAGGGCUACCCAGAGUUAUCUUACGGUCACAGCCCAUGUGAUAACCAGUGAGUGGGAGAUGGUUAAUUUUGUUCUCCAAACUCGCCCAUUGUUCGAAACACACACCGGAGCUAAUAUUGCUGAAGUUUUAAAAUCAGCUGUGAGUGAAUGGGGGCUUCAAAAGGCCAACCAUGGAAUUGCUGUGGUCACGGACAACGCGAGGAAUAUGGAUGUUGCUGUCAGAGAGGCUGGGCUGGCCCCCCAUGUCAGGUGUUUUGCCCACACUUUGAACUUAGCCAGCCAAGCGGGUUUGAGUGUGUCCCGCGUGAGCCGUUUGUUGGGCAGAGUGAGGCGUAUUGCUGCCUUUUUUCACCGAAGCUCCACAGCCACAGCUGCGCUCGCAGCCAAACAGAUACUGCUGGAGCUUCCACCGCAUAAGCUAAUCAUCGAUGUCGCUACGCGCUGGAACAGCAGUCUGGAUAUGAUCGAACGCUAUCUCGAACAGCAAGCGGCUGUGACAGCAACUCUACUGAGCAACGACGUUCGACGAAAUGUCCGUGACAUCGACACUUUGGAUGGCUCAGACAUCCGUGAUGCGGAGGACAUAGUGAAGCUUCUAAAGCCACUCAAAACGGCCACCACUGUGCUGUGUGACGAAAAAAACCCCCACUGUGUCUCUCAUUGUGCCCUUAAAGCAUAUGAUCAAGCAUAACAUGGCAUCCAACGAAGAAGAUUCCCCCACUGUGAGCAACAUAAAGAGAGCUAUACUGAACAACCUUUACAACAGAUACACUUCAGAGUACAACCACCUGCUGGAGUGCACCGCAUUAGACCCCAGAUUCCGGGCUCUGCCUCAUCUAGAGACAGACCAACGCGAUGAUGUAUUCCACAGACUGAAGGAGAAAGCUGUACUGAUGUUGCAGAACCAGGAUGAGAGCAAAGAAGGUGCCAGUGGUCACCCCCCUGCAGCAGAGCAGCCUCUUGGCCAGACAGACAGAGCAGGAGCAGAGCUGAAACAACCUCCUUCCAAGAAAACAGCAUUGGAAGAUCUCCUUGGAGGGACUUUCGAUGAACCAGUUGCACAGCACAUCAGUCAGAUUGAUGCAGAAAUGAAUAAGUACAGAGCUGAAACAUCCAUUUCCCUCAAUAGCUGUCCACUCAAGUGGUGGAAAGAGAAUGCUAGGCUAUACCCACUGCUAUCCAGUAUAGCAAAAGCAUAUCUCUCCACACCAGCCACCUCUGUCCCUAGUGAAAGGGUUUUUUCAUCAGCAGGGACAUUGUGAAUGUGCAGAGAUCUCAGCUUUGCCCAGAAAAUGUGGAUAUGCUGAUAUUUCUUAAAAAAAACAUGUAAAAAAAAAAAAAGAUUCUAAGCUAGGAAAGAGCACUGGCAAAGCCUGAGUUUGUUUAUAAUGAAAAGAUUUAUUUUAUUUGUAUUAUUUAUUUUA
This is a messenger RNA of Megalobrama amblycephala (Wuchang bream), 2687 nucleotides long. Its product is annotated as E3 SUMO-protein ligase ZBED1-like. Lineage: Eukaryota; Metazoa; Chordata; Actinopteri; Cypriniformes; Xenocyprididae. Gene Ontology annotation, molecular function: protein dimerization activity. Gene Ontology annotation, cellular component: nucleus. The transcript is spliced from 2 exons. The coding region runs from base 1941 to 2525 and encodes 194 amino acids. Gene Ontology annotation, biological process: regulation of transcription by RNA polymerase II. The record is from RefSeq and is a predicted model, not a curated record.